AUGGGCAACGCGCCCACGGCUAGGAAGGGCAGCGAGAUGGAAAGCGGUGGGUACCGUCGCAAGUAUGCAUCACUUGUGAGCAGCACUUGCUCUGUAGCAGCCUCAUGUAAUGAUCAUGGACGAUGUGAUACAGAAGGCCAUGUUAGCUUUACAUAACAUGCCAUAUACUCUUGAUAAGAGGCCCUUUCUUGCUUUUUAGUUCAUUAAGGUCCACUCCUACGUCCACGUCUAAGACUUUGCAGCAAACAAAAUGUAAUUGUGAUAUAAUGAAACUUGCAGGGCUAUGCGUAGAUGUAGGGGACAAUAAGGCAUUCAUUUGUGGAUGAAUUGUAUAAGUUAGCAGAGGAAGAGUGUGGUGCUGUGUCCAUGCCUUCAGAACAGCCAGCAGCUAUUGUAUGAUUGUAUGCUGCUAGCGUCUUGGCAUGGUUACAUGUAAUAUUGGGGAUAUCACAACCACCUAUGUGUGAGAUAUUUCCCAAACAUUCCAGCCCUGUUGCUCCAGUCCUUUGGAUAGAGAUGCCACUGAUGUAGUGUGUGGGUGAGCUCAAUCUAAUCUUUUCUGGUUAGUGAAAGCACAGAUGUCUACAGGUUUAGCUGAGCUAGUCUGAGUGUGUCUGCUGCUCUGGAUGUUCAACACAGAUGUGGUCAAUAAUCAUUCACCAUGGCUUUUUUUUUUUUACUAUAAGGCAGUGGUUCUCAAGUCCAGUCCUCGAGGCCCACUCUCCUGCAUGUUUUAGAUGUUUCCAUGCUCCAACUCACCUGAUUCAAAUGAUCAGCUCGUUAUCAAGCUCUGUAAUGACUUAAUAACGAGCUGAUCAUUUGAAUCAGGUGUGUUGGAGCAGGGAAACGUCCAAAACAUGCAGGACAGUGGGCCUCGAGGACUGGACUUAAGAACCACUGCUAUAAGGCACAAAAUACAGGAGAGAAUAUAUUUGUUUGUAACUACAGUUGAGCAUCAAUAAUGAAUCUGAGUAUCUCAUGCUCAAUUCAUUUUGCAUUUUUGCUGGCUGUGCUGAUGAUCUACAGUUUUUUUUCCCACUGUGUUAUUAUUUGCUGCAGCCAUAGUGUGCGCAAGCAUGGGUCAAGUGGAUCUGAGUGUGUCUGAGCACCCACACCUUGGAGCUGCUUGGUACAAACGCCCAUGUGCUCCAUCUCUGGAUGAAACUUUGAUGCCUUGCUGAUGUAGUCCAGGAUGUCACCUGUUUUGCUGUAAUUGGUAACUAACAAUGCCAAGUCUCAACAGCAACUGGGAUUUAGUAUUUUGCUGAAAGUGCACAAAGUUGGACUUGUUUUAUGGCUGACUAUUUUCUGGUGUGUUCCCUCUCCUCAGAGAGCAUCAUUAGUGAUAACUUGCGGAGAGAGGUUUAGAAAUCUGGUUGACAUCAUUGAGGUUAUAUUUUUACAGACCAACAAAACUACAGCAAAUAGCAGUGAAACAAUGAUACAUGGCAUUUUAGAACUAUUUAUCAAGAAGGGAAACCCGCCCUUAUUUUGAGAAUCAGCAAAGAGCCCCUCACAGAUGUUUCCUCAGGCAGCUGUUCCAAGACUGUUAUUGAGGCUUAUUUAGCUGCUUUCUUCUGUCCCUUAUAAACAAACUAUACACCGGGGCAGUAAAAUUGUUCAUACCCUGGCACAAAAUUUAAAAAAUGAGUUCAUCCUACAAACCUUGGGUGCAUGAUAUCUAUUUUCGAUCUGACCUCUUUUCCUUUUUUGUUUUUGUGUAUCUGUUAAGGUUAUAAUCUAAAGAAAGCAGUCAAGAAGUAACAAGCAGUCUCUAAAUUUAAUACAAUAUGAACUGAAUUAACUUUAUUUCUUGCAAGCACUCAUAAUAAUUGAAUAAUUCAUUCAAGCAAAAGAAGGAGCGAUCUUCCUGGUUUUCUUUCAGUCUUUACACACAUACACCGCUGAAGCCUGUCUUGUGGUUUUGUUCUCCACAGUCAAGGAGUUCCUUGCUAAAGCCAAAGAGGACUUUCUUAAAAAGUGGGAGAAUCCUGCACAGGUAAGUAUUUGGAAGAAUAAACACCUAUUUUUUCCUUUUCUGAUAAGCCUUGUUCUUGUUUUCAUGGGCCAACACACAGUCGUGUGAAAGUUUGUAAUGUAUGAACUUGUUUUUUUAUGUUCUUCCAGCUACAGCUUUAAUUGAAUGUUUAUUUGAUUUGAUUUGAAAUACCACACAAACAGCUGCUAAAAUAUGUAGAAUUAUUUUUUUGUUUGCUCUUCUUAACUCAAGUUAAAAUAAGUGUGUCCAUAUUUUCAAAGAAAUGCCUGCUUUUUUACAUAUUGAUCUACUCAAUUGUAAUGCAUUUGGUAUAAAGUAAUUGUGGGAAUUGUCAUCAUACAUCUCCAAAAUACACCAGAAUUAACCGAUGUUUGUUGUCUGUGCAUGCAGAACACUGCUUGCCUGGAGCAGUUUGAGAGGUUGAAAACCCUGGGCACGGGCUCAUUUGGCCGUGUGAUGCUGGUGAGGCACAGAGAAACAGGACAGCAUUAUGCCAUGAAGAUCCUCAACAAGCAGAAGGUCAGUCUUGGUCAGGGGUUGGGGAGGGUGGUUAAGUAUGUCUGUCAUUUGAGGACACUCACAGGAUCUAGCAGGAUGGCCACAGAUAAGAUGGAAACAUCACUGAGGCAAAACUGUACUCACACAGCUUGAAACAUUAUUGGAGGGAGACAACUCACCAUAUUGAUAGUAGAACCAUGUAAAAUGCUAGAGUCACACUGAGUGUCAUUUUCUUUAUAGUUUUCACUUCAUGUUUAAAGAUGAUGUAAGCAACUUUUGGUUUGUGUUGAGUUUGGCACCCCUUUGGGCAAGGAUGUACAUGUAGUAGCUUUGCCGAUUUUUUUCCGUUACAUCUCUGGUUAGUUUUCUCUAAAUACCCCCCCCCCCCCCCACACACACACACACACACACACACACUUUCUUUUAACAAUCAAAUGUGUCACUAAUUGUGAAUACUGGCUGCUGAAAAGGUAAAAUAACAGCUGUUUCUGUUGAUUGUAUGGUUUGACACUUAACCCCCUGGAAGUGCUUUCAGGGUUUAAGAAUUACAAUCAGAAAUAUGCUGUCAUCUUGCUGUCUGUCUGUUUCAACCCCGGCAAAAACUCCUAGCAGUGGAUUUAACAUCAGCUGUUAAAGUCAGUGCAAGUCACCUGUAGUGGUUUAGUAAGUGCAGCUUUGUAAAAUUAACCAUAACAGGAAUUUACUGAGGCACCCUUUAAAAAUGUACCCUUUUUAAGUCACGGCUUGCAGGAAAAAUGACAUGGGGAAAAAAAAGAAGCAAUACAACAAAGAUGAGCAGAUUUUUUUUUUUUUUGCACCAGCAGCUGUUGACUGAGAAGUAACAGCUGCCGGAAGAGGACAGGUAGGAUAGUGAGUAUUACAUUAUUUUACAGAAGAUUAUGGUGGUGCAAAGUAUCAUAAGAGAGUACACAGAUAUUGAUUUUGCAUUUAUUCACAUCAACAAUGGAAAAGCUUGGUAUGUAAAUAUGUGAAUAUUAUGUAACCCUGGCAGUGAUGGUUUUUUAGGCUAAUUUGAUCAAAGAUAUUGACAUUAUCUUUCCACAUUAUCUUGUCAUCUCUUUUCUCCUUUUAGUUGUUUUUGUUUUUUGUAACUCAACUCGCCGGCAACUUCAGGAGUGCUUUCUAGAGUGUUUAUGGCAUUUGAAAGUUGCAGUGUUUGUCUGUUUAAUGCUCAUUAAUAAAAAGUCUAAAAAGUCUCAUAUUUAUUCUUCUAUAGUGAUAAAUCAUCCCUCUGUCUUUCUCCUGCUCUUGUCUUUUCAGGUGGUGAAGCUCAAGCAGAUAGAACACACUCUGAAUGAGAAGAGGAUUCUUCAGGCCGUCAGCUUUCCUUUUCUGGUUCGGUUAGAGUACUCAUUUAAGGUACGUAUUGUUUUUAAUGGUUUUGGAAGUAGUUUGGUGUGUAUUUAACCCAUAGACUGUAUACACUAAGGACAACUUGGUUCCGCCUUCUGUCAUGGAUUUGAAGCCAAAUUGCUCUCUGUAUUUCUGGGAUUUUCUCCACUUCCUGUAACCAUCACUUGCGCAGUAGUGUCGUACGCAUUUGGCGGGAAGGCUGUUUGUCCACAGCUCCAUAGGGAUUGCAGAAGGAGGCGGGAUUUCUGACCUAUACCGCAGCCCGUUGCUAGAGGGUGCUGUUCUCGAUGUGGCUUCACCCAGCGAGGAGGCAGACAACGUCCAUUCUAUAUACAGUCUAUGAUUUAACCUGUUUGAGGUCGUGUUUUGACUACAGCUGCCUGGAAAGAUCAGCUCAUCACAUUGCCUUCCAUUCUCAAACCAGCUCUCAAGUUUCUUUAUUACAAUUCAAUUAUUGAAAAAUGUAUUACAUUCAAUACAGCGCUGAACUGGAUCUUUAUUCAUUGCAGUUGUCACUAAUGACCAAAGACAAUUUUACAUAUUUGCAUGAAUGUCAGCGUUAAGUAUUUGCACUGCUAUCCUUCUAAACAAAGAAUCAGAAUUAGAUUUGCAAAGUUGGUUUUAGGGUCAAAUACAUUUUUUUUUAUUAUACAUUUAAUGGAAGAAAAGGUGACAGUCACAUUGUUUCAACAGAGAGCUCUUAGAAGUAAGAAAUCAAAAAAUAAAGUACAGUUUUAGAGUUUUAUUUAGCAGAUACUUUUUUCCAAAGCAACAAAAAUUUGAGAGCAACACAAUACAAAUACAACACAAGUAAGAUCUCAACAGAAGGACAUAACAUCAGCAAAAAAAGUGCUUUAAGUGCUACUGGGCAGAGUGCUGUCAUGUAGUAAAUAAGGCAUGCACCUUUUCUAAAGUAAUGUAUAACCACCGACAAUCCACCAACCAAAGUCAAUCACCAACCCAAUGAAGUCACAAUGAUGCUGUUUUCGGCACCAUCAUCAUCAUUACUAUCACCAUUAUCAUCGUCAGAGGAGAAGAGGCUCAGGGCCUUGCUGUGACGGGAGAACCAGGUGCCUUUCCUUGACACAGGGUAAAGGGUGAGAAGGAGUGUAGACCUGCGUAAGUGACUGCAGGCAAGCAUGAGCUGAUUUAGCUGCAGUAUUGAAGAAAGAAAUAGGGCUUUAUAUUUGAUGAGGGCUGCUUCUGGGAGCCAACGGAGAAUAACCAGCUGCUUUGUGGAUCAUCUAUUGAGGGUUGACUAUUUAUGCAGGGAGGCCUGCUAGUAAGGAGUUGCAGAAGUCAAUGUGUGAUUAUACAAGAGUCUGAAUGUACCAGGAGCUGUGUUGUAUUCUCUGUCAGGUAGUGUCUUCUCCUCCUCAUGUUAUAGAGGGCAGAUCAACCAAGAUGGUAUGAGCCUAGAAGAUCAGUUGGUCAUCAACCAUAGCACCCAGAUUCCAGCAGACUUAGUGGGCAUAAGUUGGUUUGAUCCAAGUUGGAUCUUGAUCUGUAGUUGUAGAGAGGGACUGGCUGGAAUGACAAGAAGCUCAGUGAGGGACAUGUUGAGCUGUAGGUGGCGUUCCUUCAUCCAUUUAGAAAUAUCACUGAGGUAUGAUGAGAUUCGGGCUGUGACAGGAGGAGCUGAAUAUCACCUGCAUAGCAGUGAUAUGACGAUCCAUGAGAUUGGAUUAUUGCAAUGAAUGAGGUUGUGCACAACAAGAAAAGCAUAUAACCGAGCACUGACCCUUGAGGACUCCCUGUUGAUAAGCAAUGUGGUUCAGACACUUUUCCACUCCAUGAUACCCUAAAAGAUCUCCCUUUGAGGUAGGACACAAACCACUGGGGGACAGACCCAGAGAUACCAAAUUCAGGGAGUGUGAAGAGGAGGAUUUGGUGGUUUACUGUGUCAAACGCAGCAGAUAGAUCCAGCAGUAGUAAAACUGAGGACCGACCUGAAGCUUUAGCCAAACGCAGUGAUUCAGAUACCAAACGCAGAGCCGUUUCAGUGGAGUGACCCCACCUAAAGAGUCUAUAUUGAUCCGUCUCUUCAGCAGAAUAAACCACAACUUAACAGCAAGGCUCUCUGACUGUUCUGAGCGAAACUGACUUUCCUCUCUUCAGACUUGUUACAGUUUUAGAUUCUUGAUACAAUAACCCUUGACUGUCCUGUUGUCAUCCCUGUCACGUCUUAUACUAUCAUUGAUGGUUAUUGCCAUAUAUGGUGUGCCAUCUGCAAAUAAAGAGAGAAUUGUCACGUUCUCUCUCUUCUUCCACAUUUCACCAUGCAGCUCUCUCAGAGGCUGUUUGUGCCCACAUAGACUGCCAUAUUGCAAUUAAAGCCUUAUUCAGGUUAAGCUGUUUAGAUGCACCCUGGAUGCCCUGGGAUUGAAUAUCCUUGAUGCCUCCAAUAAACCUAUUAACAGAGUAUUCCUGUCCACGUGCAGAGCCCUGCACACCGACAAGAGAGUCAACCAUAAACCCAUGUUUGCUUAGUUUAGGAAGGCACAACAGACAUUUGAAUGUGUUUACAGGUGUUGACAGAGAAGCAAGCCAAUAAUGAUAAGAAGACGCUUUUAUAAAUAUGAUUGUGUUAUACAGUACUUUUUCAAGAGCGUGUGAUAUGCACACAAUAAUUUGAAUUACAACCAAGCUGUCACACUUUUCCUCACUGUGUUCUGCGAUAACAACUUGUAUAACAAGGAGAUCAAUCAUCAAGGCACAUGUCGUCAUGUAAAUCACAAUCCUGACAGGGUGAGACUUGGCCCCAACACAGUGGAGGGGUCCCAUCUCACCCCUUUUUUUAACAUUUCAUUUAAAAGUCAAGUUACAACAUUAGCUGUUAACAUUAACUUUCCAGCUCCACUGCUAUUGACAGGAUUCAAGGACAGGAUACAAUUUUAAAAUAUCCAUUGUGUUUGGCAUAGUAAUAAGCACGCUACCAAGGAAUAACCAUUCCUUAAGUGUCAACAAUCAGAAGUACAAUGUGCUGGAACUCCUGUGAGUUGACUGAUUUGAUAUGAUGUGUGUGAUCUGGUUGUAUCUGGAGUGGCUCUUGUCAUGCAGAGUGAUUACCUGUCGUUAAGGGGUUUUGACUCAUCAGAAACAAGUAUUCAACAUAACUUGGUGAUUAGUUAGAAAGCCAGGUAAUAGGCUGGAGUAUGAACAUGUGUAUGCAUGAGCAAUGGGACCUUACCAGUUCUGUCUUUCUCUGUUUCUAGGACAACACUAACCUCUACAUGGUGAUGGAGUAUGUACCAGGUGGAGAGAUGUUCUCCCAUCUAAGGAGAAUCGGCAGAUUUAGGUAUGUGUCUGUUUGGAGGAAGAACUUAAGUUUACAUUAAAUACAAUAUUAAUUUAACUUAUUUCAUGUGGGUCUUAGUUGUCUAAGUUCAGAUCAGGUCUACUUCUCAGCUUUCUGGUGUUCUAUUUUAUUCUUUACUCAUGUACUCUACUCCCUUUUAUCCAGCUCUGUAUAUUAUGUGAUAUUAUGUUGUAUUAUAUUAUUUUAUAUUAUAUUAGAUCAGAUCAGAUCAGAUCAGAUUAGAUUAGAUUAGAUUAUAUCAUAUCAUAUCAUAUAUUAGAUUAGAUUAUAUCAUAUUAUAUCAUACUAUGUUAUAUCAUGUUAUGUUAUAUUAUUAUAGGAGCUAAGUCUAUACUUUAGGCUACUGAGAUGCUUGACCCAGAGUAACCCGGUUGAUGCGUCGCGCUACUGGUUUCAUACACUACCUUGAGUCUUUGAGGAUCAGUAAAAGUUCUGACACUGUUCCUCUGAUGCAGAGAACAAAAAUUUAUUGUGAUAAACACUAUCAAAGUCCAUUUGCAAUUGACAUCGAGCAACACUGAAUAAACAAAGAAAAAUGCUGGCAUUUAGCACCACAGCGGUCAAAAACCUUUUGCCAUUCCAGGUCAAUCACCUGCCCGCAGCAGUAACUUAGCUACCUUUAUUCCUGAGCCCCAGAUAACAGAACAGCGACACCUAAGGGAUACAAAUUGAACUAGAAUUCAUUUCAGGUUAUCACAUCAACAUAUUUUGCUCCUACAUUUAUGUUAUAUAAUGUUAUAUCACAUUAUGUGGUAUUAUAUCAUAUUAUUUUAUAAACAGCUGUAUUCUAUUUUAUUAUACUCUAUUCUAGUCUCUAGUCAGACAUCAGUUUUGGCUUGCAAAGUGACCAUGCCCCAUUUGGGUGAAAAUCAAGUGGCAACCUCAGUUUGUGAAAAGUAAAGCCAAUCAUUAAGUGUUAAAAACUGCAGUUCCUGAAUAACACACUUGAGGCAGGCUUAGAUAGGUCUGAAAGCCUUUAAAAAAAACAACCAUCUAAGAAGAUAAACCUGGUUCUUAACAUGAUAUGGCCCCUAUAGUUUGGGCAGAAGAAGACAAAUUUUUGAUCGCUCUUUAUUUUUGAUGAUAGUUGCAAGUUUUGCUUAAUGAUGUUAAGGAUUAGUUAAAGUGAGGCACACUGUUGGCAAGCUUCAGCUCUUUGCCUCACUAGGCAGAUGGAAAGUUAAGUUAAAUGGCGACAGCUAUCUAUAGCCUUUAAAACUCUUCUUAAAAACAAAAAAAAGAAUGGAUGACGGUGUAGUCACCAGAUGUGUUCUGGCUGCUAGAUCUGCUUGGGGCCCGGUGCCUACUGAUGACGUCACAUUAUAUGAUUGGUUUAAAGUUGGUGCGGAUGACGUGGAAGAUUGUGGACAGUCCGGAGAUUAUGGAAGCGGUUUUCGUCGGAUUAGGUUUCAUGGGAUUGUAGUUCUUUGUAGAAAACAUGGACGUAGUUUACGAAGCAAUCUUUCGCUACUUAUCAGCCAGACUACUGCCUCUCUCAGGUUGCCAAAGGAAAUGUGGAAUAAAAGCGAAACUAUCUGUGGAAAAAGGGGAAAUGCGUACAUGUUUUUUUCUUUUUCCAUCAGAAAAGUUAACAUAUACAAUAAAGCCAUCUAAAAAUUGCAGUACAGUAAGUUGUAAUUCUCUGUAUUAUAUGGAGAGAAAAUUUCCAGGUCAAUUGAAUGAACAAAUGGAAAUAAAGAAAACUGUGAGGGGCUUUUAACCUAGCACAUUUGACUUACUAAAUGGACAUAAUGUAGUUUGUCCAAGUGGACUUGCCGAAGUGUGACGUCAUCAAAAGGCACUGGGCCCCGAGCAGAUCUGGCAGCCUAAACAUAUCUGGUACCAACAAAAGCACUGAAACUGUGUUCAUGUUCAUACAGUCCACAGGGCCAAUCAAAUGCUGCAGAAGUUUCAUAAUAAUAAGAAAAGAUAUAACCUCAAAUUUGUCUAAGUGAGGCACAAGCCCUGUGGUUUGGGGCGUAAAAGCACCAUUAUAUUCACACUUCAUAAUAGCAGUCAACGGCUGCUGUGAUUAGAUUCUUCCCAAAGUCACUGAUGUAUUAAUGGUACUCUCCAUAUUUGUUAAAUACGACUAUAAGUGAGCACUGCAACAAAAGCACCUGCUUAGAAAAGUCAAACUUUCUGUUUUCUGGGUCUAGCAGAGCUACAUGAAAAUAACAGCUCCUCAUCCACGUCUCAAAAUUCUCACGUCACUUUAUUUACAGUCACGUUUGAUUGAAAAACACGGCUGGAAAAAUAAAUAGCAUACAGGUUAUGGUUCACUUUAUGUCUGUUUAAAAGUAACAGCUAACUCAGCUCAUGUCAAAUAAUGCUGAUGCAUUCAUAAGUACCAUAAGUAUCAUCCAUGUUCUUCCUCAAAUCUAAGGUUGUACAAACUAUCAUAUUACAGCCCCGUUUGGAAAAAAAAAAUACUGGCAGAUAUGUACUAUUUUAAAUUCCAUUUACCAUCUCUAACCUGUCAUCUAUUCUAUUCUGUUCAAUUCUAUUCUAUUUUGCAUUUUAAAAAGACAUUUUAUUUAUUUAUUAAUUACUAAUAACAAACAAAAUGGCUAGUCAAGCAAACCUAUUAAUUAUGACUUUUCUAAUUAUCUAUGGGUGAUGUAACAUUUCAAACAAGUACAAGUUGAAGGGUGUACAUGAGUGUCUGUCUCCAUCAAACUGGAUGAUUGACCCCAUAAUGUGGCCUAAGGUGACAUCUCUUAACUUUUGUAUUUUACCGAUCAUCACCAUACAUGUUUGGGAAUUAUUGGAUUAGAGAGCUCUGGGGCAAGGAUGAGAAGCAGCUUAACACUUAUCUACACAAAGUAGCAAACAAUUGAAAAGUUAUCUUGAAGGCAAGAGCCUUUGGUGUAGUGCUUAUUUGUUUCUCUGUGAAUGGGGAAAUAUAACCAAGAUUUGGCUAGGACAUCACAACAAAUAGUCCACGUAAGUGACUUUGUGAAGAAUUCAGGGAGAGGGUCAGCCUGCAGGGACAAAAUGCCAGUGCCAAAGUUAACCACAUGUACCAACUCAAAACCGCAAACUGAAUCUUACCAUCUUUUACCCUUUGACAAAGACUAUAGUACUGUGUUUAAUAGUUUGAAGUACAAAUUGAUUUGCGAGAGUGUCCAGUCACGGAUGGUCUCCUUGUUUUCUGGUUAUUGUUCUAUUCUAUUCUAUUCCCGUUCUUUCUAGGUCUGGUUUGGUCCCUCUUAGUUAAUUUAUUUUUGUUUGUUUUUUCUGUUAAGACUUGACUUCACUCUUUCUGCCUUUUCUCUUUUAUCGAUACCUGUGUGUAGUGAGCCUCAUGCUCGGUUCUACGCAGCUCAGAUCGUCCUGACCUUUGAGUACCUUCAUGCUCUGGACCUGAUCUACAGAGACCUGAAACCUGAAAACCUGCUCAUAGACCAACAAGGCUACAUACAGGUAAACCACUCCUGAUGCAUAAACAUGAGAUACUUAUCAUGCAUGUUUUCAGAGGGUCUAUUCAGAGAGCAGAAGGCCUAAUUUAGUCAUUACACCUCAGUGGGAGUUCUCUUUACAGUUCCAGCCAUGCCUUUUGUCCGAGUGUCUGUUGGGAUUUUGGUUUUAUUUCAAGGUUCAAACUGGUUCAGUUGUGUGUUUGCUGGGACUGAUCCUCAACCCUCAGACAACUUCCUUAAACACAGCUUUUAAGUGUGAAGGGAGGUUUGAAAUCUAAAAUUUGACCUCAGCUGUGUUUGUUGGCCUCUUUGCAACCGUGAUUUCUUUCAUGAAAAUUUAUCAUUUAGUUAUCGAUUUUUUGUGAUUAUUAAAAAAUGAGAUGAGAAAUUAAGGGGAUAUUCCGGCGUAAAUUUAAGUUACGGUCAAACACACCGUAACACUGAGUUAGACACACCCUCGAGAGAUGAAUGUUGCCAACUGUUUGCUUCUCUAUUUAUACCAACUUUAGUAACGACCGCACGAUAGCAAUACACAGCAGUCUAUGGCUCCACACGGAAAUCUCAACCAAAAAGCCACUCUGUAGCCACAAAUAAUGCUCAGAACAGCACCUAACUUCAUCAUCAGUAUAUAUAGGGUCCCAGCCAUAGUACUAGCCAUCAAACAUCUUUUUAGCUUUGCCUGGUUUCUUUAGCAAUGAGAACAAACACAACUCAACCCCACCUCCAGCAGCUGCUUGUUUGUAGGGGAGCCCUGAUGAGUCGAUCAACGAGUGCAGCAGAGUUUUGCAGCUCAAGGAAGAACUUUUAUGAUUAUUUUUUUUAAUGAAAAUGCAAUCAGACCAAGACACUUAGCAGAGAAACUACGGCGCCUGCAGUGCAAAAUGAUUAUCAUGAUGAUAAUUACUUCAUGGAAAUGAAAUGAAAGGAUCUGGAUAAUAUAUUUCUAUAUUCAUAUAUUUUUUUAACAUUCUGGUUAAAUGCACUAUAAACCAUACAUUUAUAAUGUAAUAGGCUCACUGCUUAUAACACUUCAUUAACAUUACUGUAAGCUGUUAUGAAAGCUUAUUAUCACUCAUAAGAGUUGUUAAAAAGCCUUAUAGAUGGAAUUAAAAGGAUUUAUAAAUGUGCUAAUAAUGCAUGAAAAGAGGUGACCAACACAUCUAUCUUAAAAAAUAAAUAAAUAAAUAAAUAAAACUUCUCAAAUGAUUAAAAGACAAAGGCAGACUGGUUUUUCCUGGUAAAGUUACAAUCCAUUCAUUAGCUAACAAUUAUAAAUCAACUGGCCAAGUAAUCUAACUUGAAGUAACAUUUAAAAAAUAUCCAUGUAGGCUUGCUGUCUGAAGACCCUUGUUGUCAGAACAAAAUGAGAUUUUAUUCACCACAACAUUAUAUUCAGCAACAUUCAACAGACAUGCAGCAGUUGUCUGUUCGUGGUCUUUGUAGUCUUUGGAAAUAAAGGCAUGAAAACCUAAAAUGUCAACUUUAAAUUUGAAACAUCAGCAGUCCUCUGCUUAGCUAAUGUAAGUCCAAUGGAGACUGUUCAUCACAACUGAAUCUUUUUCCCUUUGCAGUUUCUGCAUGUUAAGUGUGAAGUCAAUAUAGGUUGGAGUGAAAUGUUGAAACAGAUAGAAGAUAUUUUUGUGAAACGUAGUCACAGCUGUAGAAAACUAUUACAACACAGCUACAUCAAGAUAAGGAACUAUUAGAAUAAAAUACCUGCUGAGAAUUUUCUGACUAAAUAUAAAAUAUUACAAAAGCACAAGCCUUGAAGUAGAUUUUUUUCAGUUUUACUUUGAAAGUCAUUAUGGAGUUAUAAUCUUGCAAUGUAAACAAAUUAAUCUGUGUCUGAUUUUAAAACAAGUUGCAUGUAUCUUUAAAGCUUUAUGUGAGAGUGAGUGAGUUAUCCAUUCUGUCAUUUUAUUUCCAUUGGGCUUAGAUAAACGUAAGGUUUUACAUAUUUUUGCUUGAAUUGUGAUUUUCAUUUUAGCUGUAUGUCAACCACCCCUGCUUCUUAUGGAAACUGUUAAUUUGGGUUCUGUCUUAAUCUGUGAGAUCGAUGGACAGAGGGGGUAAAAACUAAACCAACCAUUUCAAAAAGUGAAAAUUAAGAGACAGAUCGGUAAAUUUCUGAAAAAUAAAGGAUGUCUCCAAAAAAGAAAUACCAAAUAUUCCUAAUAAUAUGGAAUAUAAAUUAAAUGUUUACCUCAAAGUGGAGCGAUGUAUUUGCAGAGCAGAGUGCUGGCUUCUUCAGGCUGUUUUUAAGCACAGAGUCUGUUGCCCUCUAGUGGUGAAUAGUGAAGCAGCAGAUAUGGAACAGUUCUAUUGCUUCCUGUAAGUCCUUGCCUCGGGUCUCUGCCCAUCCUUUUUAUCCUCCUUUAUGUAUUUCUUAUGCUUGAAUUUAGCUGUCCAAUGAGAGGGUCCCCCUCUCAUUGUGUCCUUUCUCUAAAUCUCUUCUUUUUGUUGCUAAGGUGACAGAUUUUGGUUUUGCCAAACGUGUAAAGGGCCGGACCUGGACACUGUGUGGCACCCCAGAAUAUCUGGCCCCAGAGAUUAUUCUUAGCAAGGUAAGCCAUUCUAGUUUCUCUCUUUAUUCUAUAUACCAUUGGCUGUACUUUUUUUUUUUUCCAUACCUAAACCAAAAAUAUCAACCCAUAAAAAAAUAUGUUGCCUUUUUUUGCAGGAUAGUCAUAGAAAGGAUAGGCAGGGUUGAAGGUUGUGUUGUUGCUUCUGACCUGUUGUGAGACAGAUUUUUUAAAGUUUCUAAUGAACAGAGAGAGCACACACACAUAGCCUAAAGUCUAAAUGAAGAUCUGCCUGGAUUAACUGUCUCUUACAGUCUUUUUUUCUGUCUACCCUUCUCUUCCUUGUUUGCCUCUUUGUGAAAUCCACCAGGGGUAUAACAAGGCAGUGGACUGGUGGGCGCUGGGUGUUCUUGUCUAUGAGAUGGCAGCAGGGUACCCGCCUUUCUUUGCUGACCAGCCCAUUCAAAUCUAUGAAAAGAUCGUAUCAGGGAAGGUGAGUCUGACUUGCUGGUUAUUAUUUUGUGCUUCACCAUCUGUUUGUUAUAUCUCAGGCUUGUCCUUAGUCCCUGACUUGUUUCAUCCCUUGGGUGUCAUAGUUUAGAUUCCAAAUCAAAGAGGGUUUAAAAUGAGGUUUGACUUUACUUUCAUUUAGGGGUGUCCCGAUACAACUUUUUUACUUCUGAUACGAUACCUAUAUCGUAGCCUUUGAUAUUGGCACAAACUUGUGCAUGGAGUCUGGAAUGGACUGCUUGUAUCAGAGUGCUGAUAUCGGAGGUUUUAGAUGCAGACUGGUAUAAUCCAAUAUUUGUUUUUUGGCUUAUAUUGGACCGAUAUCAAUAUCGUAUCAGGACAGCCCUACUUUUAUUAAUUGAAAUCAACCGCCGGAAAGAGGUUUUAUCACUGCUUGUUCAUUUUAAUUUUAGCGAUUUUAAAGACAUGAUGUUUUCUUACUCUGGAAAUAACUGAGAAAACAACCAAAAGCUUAAUUUUUUUACAUAAACUAAUGAGUCUCCCUGUCACACUUUUGUCCUACAUACUGACAUCACGUAUUGGUUUCUGAAGCUGACCUUUGAAGCUGCAGUGGCCAUAUUUAAGACGUUGACUCUAACUUACUUUGAGUAAACCGAGCAAGAGGCAAAGAGGUGAAGUUGAGGCAUGCCUUUUUCCUCCUUACUAACAGCUAAUCAAGCCUCAUGCCCUUAGUAAGGCAAACCUGUAACCUUGAUUUGUUCUGUAUUCUCUCUGUUUAUUUCAUACUUGAGCUAUAAAGACAGAUAGAUAGGCCUUGAUUGUCCGACUGUUGCUGCAGUCUGUACAGAGUAUGCAAACAUAGAAACAUGCGGAUACUUAAACUCACAUACACAUACGCUCAACCAGCUAUCAGGGUUUUUUUUUAUCAGGAGUGUAAUGACAGAGUGCUCUUUUCCAGGCCUGUAUCAGUGUGAAGAAAGCUUAGAGAGGGUUCCUGAGAUAAAGUGUUAAGGUGCAUGCUUUGGGUGUUGGUUCUGAUGUCUUCACCAUUAAGGUCAGACAAAUGUGGUGAGGGGAGGUCGAUAAUUUUAGCAGCACUGUAUGAGUAUGGGUAAUGUAUAAGUUUGAUUUUAUUUAUGCCAUUUGUAUGUUGUACUGGGGACAGUAGAGGAGAAAUGUUGGAAUAAUGCUUAAUAAUGGAAUAAUAAGACAGUCUUUGCUGACAGGACGUCAUUUUUGGUGUGUUGAUCAGAAUCUAUUGUCCAUGUGGUGAGUCCGGGUUUCAUUGUUGACGCAGAUGAGGUUGUUGGUGGGGUUCUGUGCUGGUCUGUGAGUGCUGGAGGAGCUGAGAACUAAUUCUUUGGUUUUUGCCACUUUCGGUAGCUGAGGGUUUGUGCAGUUUGGUUGUCAUAUUUUAAAACCGAUCUCUUGACUUUAGACCGAUAGGGGGUGUAAACUUCAAUUCUGACAAUUUCAUCUUGUUUUCUCUUACGGUAAGAGAGAAAAUACCACUAGCAAGUCUGAGUCUACAUUCUUGUAUUCGUAUUGGUGGGACUUUAGUGAGUGUGUAAAUGCAGUCACUGGCAUUUGAUGUUUCGCCUAUAAAAAUGUAAAUCUGAUGCGAUGAGACUUGAACUGUAUUGAUAACCACAGGUAAUUUGUGAAACACUUUUUUUUGUACUGUUAUCUGUUUGAAGCAUUUCCAUUUUUAUUCGAGGUUGAACAAAGCUUUUGUUUGUUGUUGCCUGUUGAACUUUGCAUGGUUCACUGGCAUUGCACUCAGUUUUGUUUUCAUUUUGAAGUCAGGUCAGUUCAACCACUUGGGCACUGGUGCAUCCGGCCAUGUGCUUCUGUUUUCUGUCCAUGUUUAAUGCAACAUUCAAAGGCACAACACUGGAAAUCACUUCUUGACUGUUCAGCAAAUAUUGGAGAAAGACUGAUGAAUUGGCCAGCCAAUUAAACAGACCGAUUAAUCAGACCAUUUUGACAUGAUCGGCAUAAUUUUGGCGUCAGUCCUCACAAGGCUAAUAUCACUGUUCUAAUUUUUAAAGGAAAGCACAUUGUUCUCAACUUUAGCAAAUCAAAUCUACAACAGUCACUGGAUAGUGUUUCAUAUAAAGUCUGUUGUGGUAAAUCAAAUAAUGCAUAUUUAUCAGACAUAUUCUGAAAUCUACAGUAACAUUCAUUCAUUAGACACCCAUUUGAAACAUGUCAGUAACUAAGAUAAAUAUCUGUAUUUGAUGUUGAUGUGCAUGGAGAUAUGGAUUUUGACAUGACUAAUUUUGUAUUUAACCUCAAUAUUUUACUUGUAUGUUUGUCUUUUAUCAUAAUGGCUAGAUAGAAAUCCAAUAGUCCCUUGUGACAACCCAAAGCUGAGGAUAUUGUCUCUUAAAAUGCAUUAAAUAAAAUAUGCUUAAUUAAAAAUUAAACAUUUUUUUUGUCAUUGCCAAUAUUAAUAAAUAAUUAAAAAAUUAAAACAACAUCAUAUUCGUAUUUUAUAUCAGCCAAACUGCCGUCUUAUUAUUGGCAUCAGCCGUUGAGAAAGUGAUAUCGGUCGAUCACUUGCAGACACAAGUUGGAUUCAUUGUCCACAUGGGUGAAAUGGAUGAAAGGGUCUCCAAACUUAACUGCCACUUCAUCUGUCUGUCUGUUCUCUGUUGUAGGUGCGUUUCCCAUCUCACUUCAGCUCAGACCUGAAGGACCUCCUGAGGAACCUGUUACAGGUGAAAGCAAAUAUCUCAUCAAAUCCCAUGUUGUGGUUUCAGUGACUCUGUCUUUGUUUAAUUUUUUGUUGGCUUUGAUUGGUUGAGUGUAAAAAUAUUGAAACUGUAUUGCCGUCAUCCUCAGGUGGACCUUACAAAACGUUAUGGGAACCUCAAGAACGGGGUCAACGACAUCAAGGGACACAAGUGGUUUGCAACCACUGACUGGAUUGCCAUCUACCAGAAAAAGGUAAACAUAAAUACAUACAUGCGCUUGCUGUUGAUGUGCCAUGCCCCUGCUGAAGAGCUCAAUAUUAACUGGUGCUUGUCUUUAGGUGGAAGCUCCCUUCGUCCCCAAGUUCAAAGGACCAGGUGACACCAGCAACUUUGAUGACUACGAAGAGGAGGAGAUUCGCGUCUCCUUCAACGAGAAAUGUGCCAAGGAGUUUGCAGAGUUCUAG
Xyrichtys novacula (pearly razorfish) is the source of this 16768-nucleotide messenger RNA. The record is from the annotation of a GenBank genome assembly. NCBI's taxonomy places the organism in Eukaryota, Metazoa, Chordata, Actinopteri, Labriformes, Labridae.